Molecule: messenger RNA, 1737 nt
Organism: Medioppia subpectinata
Lineage: Eukaryota; Metazoa; Arthropoda; Arachnida; Sarcoptiformes; Oppiidae
Source: the annotation of a GenBank genome assembly
UGUAAUGACGAGACAAUCCCUGAACUGAGUGUUGAGUCAAACCAUUGAAAUCCUAGCGAAAAGUGUUUUCAAUUGUUAUUUAUUUUGUAUUAAUUAUUGUUUUUAACUCACAAUCACUUGAAUUGAUAAUUGAAACCAAUUUUAAUAACCAUUUGUUUGUCGAUUUAGUGAUCCAUUCGUAAGUGAUGUCAAACGCGGGAACCCUUCAGAAAGCCAUAGAAUUGGUGACAAAAGCCACCGAAGAAGACAAGAACAAGAACUAUGAGGAAGCGCUGCGUCUGUACGAGCACUCCGUCGAGUACUUUCUUCACGCAAUCAAAUAUGAGGCGCAGUCCGAAAGAGCCAAAGAGAGUAUACGACAGAAAUGUGUUCAAUAUUUAGAGAGAGCCGAGAAGUUGAAGACUUAUGUCCGCAAUAAAGGCGAUAACAAGAACGACAAGAAACCGGUGAAAGCCGGCGAUUCGGCCAAUAAUAAGGACGACGACAGCGACGAAGAGGACAAGGAUAAGAAGAAACUGAUGAAUCAAUUGGAGGGCGCGAUCGUCAUCGAGAAGCCUAACAUCAAGUGGUCAGACGUGGCCGGACUCGAAGGCGCCAAAGAGGCGCUUAAGGAAGCGGUGAUUCUUCCGAUAAAGUUUCCGCACUUAUUCACUGGCAAUCGGAAGCCAUGGAAAGGGAUCUUAUUGUUCGGUCCGCCGGGAACUGGAAAGUCAUACUUAGCCAAAGCCGUGGCCACCGAAGCCAACAAUUCGACAUUCUUUUCGGUUUCGUCCUCUAAUUUGGUGUCGAAAUGGUUGGGAGAAAGUGAGAAACUGGUGAAAAACCUGUUCGAAAUGGCCCGACAGCACAAACCAAGUAUUAUAUUCAUCGAUGAAAUCGAUUCACUCACGAGUAGUCGCUCUGACACCGAGUCGGAGUCCGCGCGAAGAAUCAAAACUGAAUUUCUCGUCCAAAUGCAAGGCGUUGGCAAUGAUAACGACCAGGUCCUCGUGUUGGGCGCCACAAACAUCCCAUGGGUUUUGGACGCAGCCAUCAGAAGGCGAUUCGAGAAACGGAUUUACAUACCAUUGCCUGAAGAACACGGAAGACUAGAAAUCAUUAAAAUCAAUAUCGGAAACACAGCCAACUCUCUCAACGAUCAGGAUAUGAGGGUUUUGGCCAAAAAGACUCACGGCUUCUCCGGCGCCGACAUCUCGGUGCUCGUGAGGGACGCACUCAUGCAACCCGUGCGCAUCGUUCAGAGCGCCACACAUUUCAAAAAAGUUAGGGGUCCGUCUCGUAGUGAACCGGGAGAGAUGGUGGACGACCUGUUGACGCCGUGUUCGCCCGGAGAGCCCGGAGCCCAAGAGAUGUCAUGGGUUGACGUUCCCGGAGAUAAGCUGUUAGAGCCGGUGAUGUCGAUGAGGGAUGUGUUGUUGUCGUUAUCGAAAGCGAAGCCCACUGUCAACGACUCAGAUCUCGACAAAUUGAAGAAAUUUAUGAAUGAUUUCGGACAAGAAGGCUAACACUGACCCAUAAUUGCGAUCAUAAUGUAAUGUUAUUUUAUAAUAUACUGUUUGAUUGACUCCUAUUUUAAUCAAUUUAUUAAAUCUGAUUACAAUUGUAUCAAAACCUAUAUUUUUAGUAAAUUUUUCAUUAAAUGCUUAUAAAAACUAUAUCUUAAACGCAAAAACAAUACAAUUUUAAACCAAUUUGUUAUUUAAUAAAAGAAUUCACUUUAUUUCACAAUCAAAUCAA